This is a messenger RNA of Triplophysa rosa, 2428 nucleotides long. RefSeq lists its product as uncharacterized. Bases 355 to 2349 code for a protein of 664 amino acids. The record is from RefSeq and is a predicted model, not a curated record. Gene Ontology annotation, molecular function: protein dimerization activity. The transcript is spliced from 2 exons. Lineage: Eukaryota; Metazoa; Chordata; Actinopteri; Cypriniformes; Nemacheilidae.
UCCGCGACUUUGGGCUUGUUUUUUUGUCAAGUCGCGUUAAAAAAUCAUGAGUCGCGUGUUGCGUUUUUUUGGGCUUAUUUAAAAAUUAUUUAUUGCUUGUUAGGAAAAUCUGACAAGCAACUUCGUUUCUUUACAUUUAUGGUCACAGUUUUACUCGCAUGCAUUGAUUGACACAGCUAAUAGCCAAUCAGUGCAGUAAUAUAAAUUCUGUAGCGUAAUUCGUCAAAACAUUGACGAACAUCCCCCUCUUCCCUGAUUGGAGAAAAUUCAACGUGCACUGCAGCCAGGCGCGUGACGUUGUAAUCUAAGCGAUUACAGUUAGAUGGACACAAGACAUGUAAAUUUUAGCAAACAAUGCCACCAACAAAGUGGUCCAAGUAUGGAAAAAAAUACAACAAAGACUGGGAAAAGGAUGCACAACUUAGAGACUGGAUAUGUCAAGUGCUCGGUGAUCAAAGCAAAGCGAUGUGCAGGUACUGUAAAACGGAGAUUCGUGCUCACCAUGGAGACCUCCUACAACAUGCAAAGACAGACAAACAUAAGAGGAAUGCCAAACCAUUUUCCUCAACACGUCUAACAGAUAUCGGGUUUACAGUGUCAAAACCUUCUACUACAAAUCAAAAGGCUGAGCUUCAGCUAGAAAGCUAUAUUGCUUGCCACACAGCAGUCAGUUCAGUUGAUCACUUGGGUGAAUUAGUAAAUUCGGCCUUUGAAACGGAUUUGAGCAUCCAUCGUACAAAAUGUACAGCACUUAUCAACAAUGUAAUAGCCCCCUGCAUGUUCAAUGACUUGAUGAAAGAUAUCGGAGAGACUCAGUAUUCACUGGUAAUCGAUGAGAGCACAGAUGUCGCUUCGGUAAAGCAGCUGUGUAUGGUAGUGCGUUACUUCAGUGUCUCACUGAACAAAAUUGUUUCAACAUUUUUGGGCUUAGUGGAUAUGCAGGGAGAGACGGCAGAAGCAAUCGUGACGACACUGACUCAGUUUCUAGACAGUGUCGGUCUUGAUUUCAAAAAGUGCGUAGGAAUCGGAACUGAUGGCUGUAGUGUAAUGGUUGGACGGAAAAACUCAGUUUAUACUCACCUUCUCAAAAAGAAUGAGAAACUACAACUGCUUAAGUGCGUGUGUCAUUCGAUUCAACUUUGUGCCAGCAAAGCCGUUGAAACACUGCCUCGCAAUCUCGAGUUUUUAAUUUCACAUUCGCACAACUGGUUUUCUCACAGUGCUCUGAGGCGCAGAGAAUAUUCCAAAAUUUACCAAUUAAUCAACCCCGGUGAAACGCCACUUAUGCUAGUGCAGCUUUCAGGCACUAGAUGGCUCUCCAUAUAUGAUUGCUGUGUUCGUGUACUAAAGCAAUGGGACGAGCUGAAGUUACAUUUCCAGCUGUGCAAAGACGCAAAACGGUGCUAUGAUGCAGAAGUGCUCUACCAGAUGUACUGCGAUCCCUUGAACAAACUGUACCUGAAGUUUCUUAUGCCUAUUUUACACAAGUUUUCUAGAGUCAACAAAUUGUUCCAACUCGAAAAUGGGAAUGCAUUUAAAAUGCUGGACUGCCUACAGUCAUUUUUUCGUACACUUAUCUCAAGAGUAAUUACACCUUGCGCCAUUCCUCCUUCUGAUUCCAAACUCCUUGAUGUCAAUUUGAAUGACACAGCCAAUCAUCUGCCCCUGUGUGCAGUUAAUUUCGGCGUGCAGUUUACUAUUGUUCUUGGAGAAGCAAAGCUCGACAGCACUGCCGAAACAAAUAUGAAGAACAGAUGCCGUGAUUUCCUUCUGGAAGCAGCAAAGCAGGUGCAGAAUAGGCUGCCAGCAAAUAUCAAUACCUGGAAAUCCAUGGCAUCAUUCAGCCCAUCCGUGAUCCUGUCACAGAACAAACCACAGUUAGCCACAGUAUCCAUGCUGAAGAUGUACGUUGGUGAUCUCGGGGCCCUGGAUGCACAGUAUCAGGCAAUCAACUUCCAGGAGUGGAAAACAAAAGAUGACUGUCAAGCAGAACAGUUCUGGGCUGAAGUUCUGAACUACAAGGACAGCAGUGGAGAGCAGUGUUUUAAAGAUCUGGCCCUGUUUGCACUGUCCCUUCUUGCGAUGCCUUUGAGCAAUGCCGACGUUGAAAGGGUUUUUUCACAAAUGAACCAUGUAAAAUCUAAACUGAGGCACAGAAUGGGCCAGAAGACUCUCAGUAGCAUAUUGUGCAUUCGCUACGGCCUAAGAAGACUCGGGAUUUGCUGCAAGGACUUUGUCCCAAGCCAGGAGAUGUUGCAGCGCUUCAGUGUUGGGAUGUACAGAGAUGGAGAGGAGACAGGGGAGAAGAUAGAUGGUGCAGGGGAGGAGAGGGAUGACUUUUUUUUAUAAGGUGAUCGAAGAUGAGUGGAUAGUGCGUGCCCUCACGCUUUGUUGCAGUUUGCUGAUUUUUGCUAAAUAAUUUCUGCUC